Fragaria vesca subsp. vesca is the source of this 983-nucleotide messenger RNA. RefSeq names its product DNA-directed RNA polymerase II subunit RPB7-like. Bases 62 to 592 code for a protein of 176 amino acids. Gene Ontology annotation, biological process: DNA-templated transcription; positive regulation of translational initiation; positive regulation of nuclear-transcribed mRNA poly(A) tail shortening. Gene Ontology annotation, molecular function: single-stranded RNA binding; translation initiation factor binding; single-stranded DNA binding. Gene Ontology annotation, cellular component: RNA polymerase II, core complex; P-body. The record is from RefSeq and is a predicted model, not a curated record. NCBI's taxonomy places the organism in Eukaryota, Viridiplantae, Streptophyta, Magnoliopsida, Rosales, Rosaceae. The transcript has 2 exons.
CCUAAAGCAAAGGCUUGGUUGGGUAAGUGCUUUGGAAUUUCGACCAAAAAGAAGAAGAAAAAUGUUUUUCCAUAUAGUCUUGGAGAGGAACAUGCAGCUUCAUCCUCGCCACUUUGGCCGCAAUCUCCGGGAAAAUCUGGUGGCCAAGCUCAUGAAGGAUGUUGAAGGAACUUGCAGUGGCCAACAUGGGUUUGUGGUUGCCAUAACAGGAAUUGAGAACAUUGGGAAAGGGCUAAUUCGGGAUGGUACAGGGUUUGUUUCAUUCCCAGUCAAGUAUCAGUGUGUUGUGUUCAGACCAUUUAAAGGAGAGAUCUUAGAAGCUGUGGUUACAAUGGUGAACAAGAUGGGUUUUUUUGCUGAGGCUGGGCCGGUACAAAUCUUUGUUUCCAACCAUUUGAUACCGGACGACAUGGAGUUUCAGUCUGGUGAUAUGCCAAACUAUACAACAUCAGAUGGAUCUGUUAAGAUUCAGAAAGAUAGCGAAGUGCGGUUGAAGAUAAUUGGAACCCGAGUAGAUGCCACUGAAAUUUUCUGCAUUGGUACCAUCAAAGAUGAUUUCUUGGGUGUCAUUAAUGAUCCCGCGAGUGUGUAGGAAAUGCAUACCCAGAGAUAACAGUAGAGAAGAGUAAUGGAGUCACUUUGUCCAGGUUCAAACACCAUGUAAACCUUGUGGGUUCUAGGAUUUAUAGACCUGCAAAUGUAAUGCAGUGAAUGAUCACCAUGAGGAACUUUUUAAGUGUGAGAGUUAGCAAGCAAAUGCAUUGACUUUAAGUCUAGUUUGUUUUUGUUGAACUCUAUUGGAUAGUCAUUGUAAUGAUGAUGAUUGGUUACCUCUUGAACAUUUAGCUCUCUCUUUUUUUUCUGGGUAAAGGGGUUUGGACUCCAUUUAGCUAAAAUUUGAUGAAUUGGGAAAUUUUGGUAGAGACAAAGUCUCAUCAAAGGAUUGUGUGGUAGAUUUUGGUAGUCUUACUUAAAAGUAAAUG